Klebsormidium nitens is the source of this 1193-nucleotide messenger RNA. The record is from the annotation of a GenBank genome assembly. Lineage: Eukaryota; Viridiplantae; Streptophyta; Klebsormidiophyceae; Klebsormidiales; Klebsormidiaceae.
UGACCGUCCUCUCGUUGAGAUCGUUGCCGGCCACAGUCCCAACCCCUUCUGAAGACAACAAAGCGGGGGAGGAGCUUUUCUAAAAACACAUGCAUCGAAGUUGCAAGAGAGUCGAAGGAGUUGGAUUGGAAGAGACGGGGGCGGCGGUCUCGAGCAGCCCUUCUUUGGGAGCUGUCCUGGGUGUCCACAGAAAAGCAGGGUUCAUUUGCCACUUGCACCGUUGCUUGAUUCAAAAUGGACGCCGAUGCCAUUGGCAAGGCCUUUGUCGAGCACUACUAUGCCACGUUUGACCAGAAUAGAGCAGGGCUUGGGGGCCUGUACCAGGAGGGAUCCAUGCUCACGUUUGAGGGAGAGAAGUUUCUUGGCGCGCAGAACAUCCAAAACAAGAUCAGCAGCCUCGCCUUCCAACAGUGUAAGCACAGCAUUCUCACAAUAGAUUGCCAACCGUCAGGCCAUCCUGGGGGCAUCCUGGUAUUUGUAAGCGGGUCGUUACAGCUGGGCGGGGAGGAGCACCAACUCAAGUUCAGCCAAAUGUUCCAACUUCUACCGGCCGGAUCCAGCUACUACGUCCAAAAUGAUGUCUUCAGGCUGAACUAUGGGUAGGUUAAGAGAAAAGGGCAUACAAGAGAGGUGCAACUUGCACUACUCAUGUUGGACUUGUCUGGCUGGUCUAAUAUUGGUAGAUUGCUUCUAGACUGCUCUAAGUUUGAACAACUGUUUCGUGGUGGAAGCUUGCAUGUCUUCAAAGGAGCUAAAAUGCAAAUAAGCUGUCGGCUCUGCAUCAAUCAACAAAACGCAACCUGAAAGUCUCCCCUUGAUAGGAAUAGCUACUGAAAUACGACGUGAGGUGUGAGCUAGUGUCCAACAGCAGAUCAGUCGCUCCGCAAGUCCAGGAUGGCACAACUGUUGCAAACAAGGCUUGGAUAAUUACCGGCCCAGUGCUCAAUGAGCGCGCUUCCUCCCUGGUAUUCCACUAACAUUUUUGGACACAUGCGCCAUGUCUAUGCCUUCGCACUUUGAUAGAAACGGGGGGAUAAACCGUAGUUCGUUUUGAAAGAUGGAAGCCUAUGCUAGUCCAUUCUUGGUAUACUCGUCACGUUUUCGUUUAUCUAUACGUACUCCAAUUCUUUGGACACAGACUUGACGGCCCACCCCAUUCAGCUGUUAUGCACUUGAAUCUGACUCCGGGCCUG